CCUGAAUUUACUAAAACCCUUACCCGUAAACCCGAGGUUUUAGUCUGCGUUUGUUGUCCACAUUUCGGCCUGUGUUUCAUCGUUCUUCUCCGGCGAGUUUGGCUGCCGGCCCCCACUUUCUCCAGCCUCCACUGCGUGAAAUCUCCCAAAAUAUCGAUUUUCUUAGCCCUCGAAGAAGAGUGAAGAAUGGUGAGCAAGAGGCAGAAAUUGGCCCGCAAGCGGUUUAAAGAAGAAAACCCUGACCUAUUCCCCAAGCCGGAGCCAACGCCGCCCAAGGACCCAAACAAGAAGAAGAAGAAGAAGAAAGACUCUAAAUUCAAGAAGAAAAAAUCCGAACCCAGAGACCCAAAUAAUCCGAAUAGUAGAAGAAAAAAGCACCCACUUAGAGUCCCGGGAAUGAAACCCGGGGAGAGCUGCUAUAUAUGUAAAGCCCCAGACCACAUUGCCAAGAAUUGCCCAGAGAAAGCUCAGUGGGAAAAGAAUAAGAUAUGUUUAUUUUGUCGACAAAGAGGCCACAGUCUCAAGAACUGCUCGAAGAAAAGUGAUGAUUCUGCCGAGAAGAAAUUCUGUUAUAACUGUGGAGAUACGGGGCAUUCUCUUGCCAGGUGUCCACAGCCUCUUCAAGAUGGAGGAACGAAAUUUGCGAGGUGCUUUAUUUGCAAUGAACAGGGCCACCUGAGUAAAAAUUGUCCUAAAAACACUCAUGGUAUAUAUCCCAAGGGUGGCUCCUGUAAAAUAUGUGGUGGUGUGACACAUCUGGCGAAAGAUUGUCCUAAUAAAAGUGGAAAAGAUUCUAAUGCAUUCGGAGGACCAAGAAAAGCAUUUAAAAUUGAUGAAAUACCUAGAAACCAAGUCAAGAAGUUUGUCAGUGGUGAUGAUCUUGAAGACGACUUCAUGACAGUGAAGGCAUCAACAGAUGAGAACGACAAGAUUUCAGAUUCAAACACCAAAAAUGUAAAAUCAAAGACGAAAAAAGGUACAAAGGUGGUGAAUUUCGUGGGUUAAUCGUCAGCAAACAACAGAAGAAUGUAAUUGUUAUAACUUCACGAGGCCGGUUUUGAUGUAUUUGUGUACGAAGAAAUUUUGCAGCAAUUGAUGUAUACAAAAUUAUCUUUCUUUAUAGAAAGUUGAGAUGGAUAAUGGCAAGGAAAUACCACUGUUCUUUCUUACUAUUUGGUGCCCUUAUUUUCGUGUAGAAAAAAGGGAAGUUGGAUUUGUGAUGAGUAUUUUGACGAGGAUAAAUAUCUCCGGUACGAGCUUAAUUGAAUCUGACAUCUUUUGUUGGUCAAAAGAAAUAAAAAUCUAGAACUGGAUAUUGGUUAGUUGAUGAGUUUGAUAAGAAAAAAUAGAAAAUGAACAUGAUAGGAAUGCGUCUGCCGUGCGAUCAUGAUUUGAAUAUGGUACAAAUAAAAUUGACUUUAGGGAUAAUUUUUGGGUGUAAAUGGUGAGUUGUCAAGGAGUAGGAAGAAGAGGGAAGCUGACGGUCAUGCAGGCAUGGCAAAAUGUAUGUAUCCUCCUCCUUCGAGCGAUGACUUGGUUGGGGAAGAAAAAAAUAAUAAAAACCCAAAAAAGAGUGAGUUGUGGACAUGAUGAC
Molecule: messenger RNA, 1594 nt
Organism: Oldenlandia corymbosa var. corymbosa
Lineage: Eukaryota; Viridiplantae; Streptophyta; Magnoliopsida; Gentianales; Rubiaceae
Source: the annotation of a GenBank genome assembly